Molecule: messenger RNA, 971 nt
Organism: Gymnogyps californianus (California condor)
Lineage: Eukaryota; Metazoa; Chordata; Aves; Accipitriformes; Cathartidae
Gene: SELENOM
Product: selenoprotein M
Exons: 5
Cellular component (GO): endoplasmic reticulum lumen
Molecular function (GO): oxidoreductase activity
Source: RefSeq, a predicted model, not a curated record
AUGCUGCGGGCGCUGGCGCUGUCGCUGCUGGCGGCGGCGCUGGCGGCGGGCGGCGGCCCGGGACCCCCCCGGCUCCGCGGGGCCGAGCUGCGGGACCUGGCCCGGGGCAAGGUGGAGACCUGCGGCGGGUGACGGCUGAACCGCCUGAGAGAGGUGAAGGCCUUCGUCACCCAGGACAUCCCUCUCUACCAUAACUUGGAGAUGAAGCAUCUGCCCGGUGCUGACCCUGAGCUUGUGCUCCUCAGCCACCGAUACGAGGAGCUGGAGAGAAUCCCCCUGAGCGACAUGACCCGGGAGGAGAUCAACCAGCUGGUGCAGGAGCUGGGCUUCUACCGCAAGGAGACACCUGAUGCCCCUGUGCCUGAGGAGUUCCACUUUGCCCCUGCCAGGCCUCUGCCCACCCUGCCACCCCCCCAAGCUCCCGUCACUGACGACAAGACCCCACACGAACGUGGUGAGGGAGAACACCCAGACCUCUAGCAAGGGGUGCCAUGCUUGGGAGAGGGGUCCUGCAGCCGGUCCCCAGCACGCGGGGCUGAGGGCGUUGCAGCAGCUGGGGAUGGUGCCACAGGGGGGCGAAGGUGCCCCCACUGUUGCUUGGUGCUGUGUAGCCUCUGCCCUGAGGAUGCUCUGAGCAGCUCCAGCCUCGAGCAGGGCCUUCCUGGGCAUUGCGGACAUCCCAGAGGUCCCGUGUUCCUGUGGUUGCCCUCCCUCCCCUGCAGCGCAGCAUCCCCGGCCGGUCAGGAGGAUCUUUGUGCUCCCUCACCGUGCCCCGAGGUUUAGCUGACUCCCAGCACUGGGCAGUGGUAUCCUACCUGCAUGGGACAGGAUGAAACCCUCAGCAGAAAGCCCCAGGUGCUGAGGGUAGAUGUGCUGAGUCCCGGAGGUGGGAGAGCUGCCCCCGGGGGGUAUGGCUUUACACCCCAGCAGGGUUGUCUCGUAUCGAGCCCCCAGUAAAGCCCUUGAUACAA